Molecule: messenger RNA, 1602 nt
Organism: Peronospora farinosa
Lineage: Eukaryota; Oomycota; Peronosporomycetes; Peronosporales; Peronosporaceae
Source: the annotation of a GenBank genome assembly
AUGGCCGAGUCUUCGGGUCCACGGUUCUUAUUGUGUGCUUGUGUGCUUCUAUUGACGUUAAUCGCAAGUCUAUUACAGCUAAUGUUCUUCACACUAUUGCCACAGAUUCAAUUACAUAUUGAAUUUUGCAAUCAGACGCUAGCGUCACGUUCUCUUUUGGCUCCAACACCCACAAGUAUCGAGUUAGUACCACCUAUGAAGCUUCUAUUCCAGUCAUUGUACGUCUCUCCACGUGAAUUGGCAUUGCAACAAAAAGAACAAGAAAGACGACGAAAUGAUGUGACGAUAGAGGAUCAGAAAAAGACCAUUCGAGGUCAAAAGAAGAAGAAAAAGACAAUGGAGCUCGAAGUUUUUCAAGCCAAGACAUUAAUAGAGACUCAAGCAUUGAUACUACAGGAGCAAUUGGUCAAGAAGGAGCUAGAGAGGGAAAAAGAGCAGCUUCGAAAUUUACCUGCUGGUUUUUUCUUGCAGACACGAGGACAGGGACAUGAAGCUAUAAGCUCCAAGGCCGCGUACUGUAUCAAUGUGAUUGCACCUUGUGAUUCGACUGGAUUGCUCGUGGACUUUGAACUGUAUUUAAAUUCUUUGCCGUCGGCUCGACCGAUAUAUGCAUUUAAAGGUGAUGGCGAACAGGAGAAUGCAAAGAAUGUGAGCUUUGAUAGGAAUAACGUCCAGCGAUUGGACAUGCCGACGUCGGUUAUUGACAUUUACUUGGAACGACAUCCUGCAGACAAGAAAUACUAUCCGGAUUUUCACCCACCCAAGGAGAAAAGUAUCUGGAUGAUGCAGAAUGUCGAGUUCUUUGAUAGACAUGAACUGGACAACCCUAGAGUCGGGGUGAUGAUAGUCAAAAACCGGAUAGGACUGAAAAAAGUGAUCGAGUAUAGAUAUCGACAUCAACUCUCGUACUCUGUCUUUUACACCAAGCACACGAGUCGUGACGUAUACCAACCUGCGGUACAGCGUGAUUGGACAUCGUUUCUUCAUCUUGCAGGCUGGAGCCCCUUUAAGAACACGCGAGUAAUUUUCCAGGCAUGGGCAUUGCAUCCGGAAUGGCCGCAACUCAUCAUUCGUGUCAUCGAGCCCGAAUUGUGUCGGUGGAUUGAGGAGCAGUUUGGUGACAUGGACUCGUGGCUGCUCCAAAACGUAGACUACGCUUGCGGCUCGGUGCCUGCUGAAGAGAAAGACCGAUUGCAGAACCAGAUUGGACUCCACUUGUGUCCGAGCGAGACAGAAGGGUUUGGUCACUACAUUAAUGAGGCUCGUAGUGUUGGCGCACUUAUCCUGACAACGAACGUACCACCGAUGAACGAACUCGUGGACGAGAAGAGCGGUGUGCUGAUAGGAGAGCCCUACCUUUGGUGGUGGCAGACGAAAGGGGACUUAUUUAUGCCGCUAUCACAAUUGACGGUAGCCGACAUGGAGCGAGGAAUAGAACAAAUACUGCUACUCUCCAUCGAGGAGCGCCAACGAAUGGGGCGACGGUCACGUGCGAAAUUCCUUGAGGACCGUACAUACUUUUUCAACGCCAUGGCCGCAUUAGAAGAGAGUCUUUGCCAGGAUGAGAUCCGAAUCGAGAAAUUACAGUCCUAUCUGUACUAG